AUGGAGAGAAGAGGGAAUACUAGGCAAUGGAGUUUGCUGAUUGGAUUAAUAUGCCUGCUUCUUCAGUUCUUCUUCUUCCUCUCUAACAGUGCAGAUCACAAUGGAAGAAAUUCAGAGAAAUUCAUCAGCCCGGAGUUGACGCCGGCUCCGACUGUCUAUGAGCUUAAACAGAAUCAGCAAGUGGUAAUGAGCAAUGGCAUUGUCAAUGUCACUCUGUCAACUCCAGCCGGCCUAGUCACAGGAAUAUCAUACAAUGGGAUUGACAAUUUACUACAAACCCAUAACCAAGCCGAUAAUAGGGGGUAUUGGGAUGUUGUGUGGAACAAGCCAGGAUCUACAACAAGUAUGGACAAGUUAUCAGGGACACGUUUUAAGAUCAUCAUGCAAAAUGAAUAUCAAGCGGAGCUUUCAUUUGCCAGAACAUGGAAUGUUUCCCUCACUCAAAAUGUUCCCUUAAACGUGGACAAAAGGUUUGUGAUGCUGCGUGGGAGUCCAGGUUUCUAUUCAUACACAAUACUCGAACACUUACAGGGGUGGCCUGAUCUUAAUAUUCAAGAAGCAAGGCUCGUAUUCAAGCUUCAACAGAAAAAGUUUCAUUUUAUGGCAAUGUCAGAAGAGAGACAAAGGAUAAUGCCAGCGGAGGCUGACCGGAUAACUGGUCAGGUGCUUGAUUACCCAGAAGCUGUUCUUUUAACUCAACCAACAAACCCAGACUUGAAAGGAGAGGUGGAUGACAAAUAUAUGUACUCGUGUGAAAACAAAGACAACAAAGUGCAUGGUUGGAUAAGCAAUGACCCACCAGUGGGAUUCUGGAUGAUCACACCAAGUAAUGAGUUUCGUACGGGUGGGCCCCUCAAGCAGGACCUCACUUCCCAUGUUGGCCCAACUGUACUUUCUAUGUUCGUUAGUACCCAUUACGCUGGGGAGGAUCUAGCAAUGAAACUUCGAAAUGGAGAGCCAUGGAAGAAGGUUUUGGGCCCAGUUUUUAUACAUCUUAACUCGGAUGCUUCAGCCAGUCAGAAUCCUUCUAUUCUUUGGAAUGAUGCAAAACAAAGGAUGUUCAAAGAAACGGCAAACUGGCCGUACACUUUUCCACUUUCGAAAGACUUUGUGCAUUCUGAUCAGAGAGGAACACUUAGUGGUCAAUUACUAGUCCAAGACUGGUACAUCAACAAAAAUCCUACCCCGGCAUCCUCGGCUUAUGUAGGAUUGGCACCACCAGGAAAGGCAGGAUCAUGGCAAAGAGAAAGCAAGGGAUAUCAAUUUUGGACCCAAGCAGAUACUAAUGGGAAUUUUGCAAUAAAAGGCGUCGUACCCGGAACUUAUAGCUUAUUUGCAUGGGUUCCUGGUUUUAUUGGGGAUUACAUAUACAACUCUAAUGUCACCAUUAGACCAGGAUCUAAUAUCAAACUGGGUGGGUUGGAGUAUAAACCUCCAAGAAAUGGUGCUACAAUGUGGGAGAUAGGCGUACCUGACCGCAGUGCUGCUGAGUUCUUUGUGCCCAAUCCGAGCCCUAAGUUUAAGACUCAUUCAUACAGAAUUAACAUCGACAAGUUCAGGCAAUACGGGUUAUGGGCGCGUUAUGCAGAUUUAUAUCCUCACAAUGAUCUGCAGUACACAGUUGGUGUUAGCAAUUAUAAAACAAAUUGGUUCUUUGCUCAUGUUACCAGGAGCAUAGGAAAUCGUGUAUACCGGGCAACGACAUGGCAAAUUAUAUUUGACCUUAGGAAUGUGAACAAGGCUGGAAAAUAUACUCUCCAGUUGGCUAUUGCCUCAGCAAACGAUGCAGAUUUACAAGUUCGGUUUAAUAAUCCACAAGUGGAGCCUGCUCACUUCAGAACAGGACGAAUAGGCAAGGAUAACGCGAUCGCGAGGCAUGGGAUUCAUGGGUUGUACUGGUUAUAUAGCAUUGGCGUCCCUGGCAGUCGGCUUGUGAAUGGAAGAAACACAAUCUUCCUAACACAGUCAAGCAAUGCCGGCCCGUUCCGAGGAAUCAUGUACAUCAACAAGGUAUCUGUGCCAGCAUCUUUUGCUUAUGUUGGUUUGGCAGCACCAGGAGAGGGGGAUCAUAGCAGAGAGAAAACAAGGGUUAUCAAUUCUGGACCCAAGCGGACGCCAAAUGGUCUUUCUUAA
Molecule: messenger RNA, 2133 nt
Organism: Ilex paraguariensis (yerba mate)
Lineage: Eukaryota; Viridiplantae; Streptophyta; Magnoliopsida; Aquifoliales; Aquifoliaceae
Source: the annotation of a GenBank genome assembly